Messenger RNA from Pungitius pungitius (ninespine stickleback), 3914 nucleotides. RefSeq names its product outer dense fiber of sperm tails 2a (gene odf2a). Gene Ontology annotation, biological process: regulation of cilium assembly. The transcript has 19 exons. The record is from RefSeq and is a predicted model, not a curated record. The coding region runs from base 232 to 2757 and encodes 841 amino acids. Lineage: Eukaryota; Metazoa; Chordata; Actinopteri; Perciformes; Gasterosteidae. Gene Ontology annotation, cellular component: centrosome.
UGUUGAUUUUGUUGCUAAGUGACGCUACAACGUUGACCGUAGUCCAAUCACUGUUAGGGAAAGACAUCACAUGCUUUAAACUGACCAACCAGAGAGACGCUAGCGUUACUACUACCUGUUGAGGUUUAUCAAAGUCUGUAGACCUCGCGUUAUUCUGCAUCUAAACAAACCCCGAGAUUCCUUCAAUGAAACAUACUUUCAAGUCUUGAUGAACAUCUUUUGGUUUUUCAUAUGAGGAAAGCCAUGAGAACUCGCUCAAGUUCUCCUCCAAUCCAUUUGCACAUUGGGGAAGACACACCGGUCCACGUGCACGUGAAGAGCAAGAGGACGACCCAGGGGAAGACCCAGGUCAACAGAGUUAACCUCCUCCCCACAGCCAAGGUCAAAUCUCGGGUGCCAUGGAUACCACCAGGAAAGGCCUCGGUACGGGACGCUUCAUACAAGUGGGAGGGGCCAACACACUGCCUUGAGAUCGCACAAGCACUCCCUGAACCAGGAGCUGAACGGUCCCAGUCUGUGCUGCGACUAGCUGACCUCACCUCAGAGGAACAAGAAGAAGGGCUGCACGGGCGAAUCAGCCAGUAUGAGAGGAAGAUUGACAGCUUACUGACUGAAGUCAGCUCUCUAAAAAACGAGGUGGAGCUGCGGAAGAAGGAGCAGCUGCUGGAGCGCCAGUCGGAGCGGCUGAGCGUCUCCCAGCGCGUGAUCGCCGACCAGGAGGAGGAACUGGCUGAAGUAGCCAAGGAGCUGGAGGAGACCGAGCGGGAGAACACGCACCUACGGCAAUCCAUGGAGAAGAUGCUCGAGGAGACCGACCACAUCAGGCGCGACGGGGACGACAUGCAGCAAGACAAAGAUGCUCUGCACAGGAAGCUGCUGGAGGCCGAGGUGGACGGGACAGCAGCUGCCAAACAAGUCUCAGCCCUGCGAGAAACGGUUUCCAGACUGUGCGGGGCUGUAGGCGGUCUCUCCCCCUCUGACUCUUCGGUCUUGGACCGUCAGAAGGAGCUGCUGCUACAGAAACUGGAGACAUUUGAAGCGACAAACCGAACUCUGCGCCACCUUCUCAGGGAGCAGCACGGGUCCCAGAAGGAGUCGCUCCGAUGGUCCGAGCAGAAGGAUGCAUUGCUCCAGAGACUGGCAGCCACGGAGGCAGACAAUGCUCAUCUUGUGGUGAAACUUCAAGAGAAGGACAGAGAGGUUAAUCAACUCUCCAAACAUAUAGACACUGAAAAGCACAAUGCAAAGAGCGCAGCUGAUUUGUCGAAGAGUCUGGAGUCGACCAGAGCUCAUUUACAAGGACAGCUGCGGAACAAAGAAGCUGAAAACAACCGUCUCUCUGUGCAAAUAAAGAACCAGGAGCAAGCAGCCAGCCAGCAGAAGGGGGUAAUGGAGCAUCUGAAGGAGCAGCUGGUGAGGCUGAAGCAGCAGGCCGGUGCUGACCGGGAGGCUCUGAAACAGGCCACGCGGGCCCAGAAGCAGCGAGCGCAGCGCAGCGAGGACACUGCUGGCCAGCUGAGCCUCCAGCUACUGGACCUGGAGAAGCAGGUGGUGGAUGCACUGUCAGCAGCUGAGUCCUGGCAGAGUCACCAUGCUCAAGAGGUGAAGGAGAGGAGUAAACUGGAGACUGAAGUGUCAUGGCUGAACAGCCGUAUAGCAGAGGUGACUCAGCAGCUGCAGACUGCAGGGGACAAAGGCAGAGCGGAGAGAGAGGCUCUGCUGGACUCCUUGCAAAGACUGACCACAGAGACCACUGCUGCCCAACUGGAGAAGCAGUCUCUCAAGGCCACAUCGUCUGCAAUGGAGGAGAGGCUAGCCUUGUCUCAGUCCGAGCUCCAGCAGGUCAAAGUCUCAAUCCAGCAAUAUGACAGCCUGCUGGACAGCUAUAAGAUGCAGUGGUUUGAGGCUCAAGCCACUAGUUCUUCUUUCCAGGUUGGGAAGACCCGGGCCGAAGCGGAUGACUACCGCGCACGGCUGGCUCGGGCGCAGCAGGAGGCCCAGCUGGUGCGCAGGGAGCUGGAGCAGGAAGUAGAGGCGGUGCGCAGCGAGCUUCUGGGGCGGCUGGCGGCCUUGGAGCAUCUUCCCGAAGCCUUACGGCGCUCUGAACUCCAGCUGCAGGAGGCACAGGACAGGGAGCGCAGCCAGGAGAGACGCAGCACGGAGCUCAGCGCCACCUUGACCGAGCUGCACAUGAAGGUGGAGACCCAGUGCAGCCAAGUAGAGCUUCUAAGGCAGAAGAACAAGGUGCUGCUGGAGGAGAACCGACAGCUUCAGCAGCGCGUGGAGAGCUUGGAAAGAAAGCUGGGUGAGACUGGCAGUCAGAAAAGCGACCUUCUCGCACUCAUCGCCAAACGGGAAGACACCAUCCAAAGCGAACAGCGCCGCCUAGAAGAAAAAAAGAGAGAAUGUUGCCUCUUGAGCCGACAGCUGGAGGAGGCUCUGGGGGAGGCUCACCAACAGAUGUCAGAGAGCAGAGGCCUUGCUGCCACCAAAGAGCGCUCCACCCAGUACAAGAUAUUGGACCUAGAGGCUCAGCUUAGCAGGACUACGUCAGAAAUCAAUCAAGUUCGACGCAGCAAGGAGGAGGUGGAGAGGCGGUACCAGAGCCGACUACAGGAUAUGAAGGAUCGUCUGGAGCAGUCCGACAGCACCAACCGAAGUCUCCAGAACUACGUCCAGUUCCUCAAAGCCUCCUACGCCAGUGUGUUUGGGGACUUGGCCUUAGACAGCUCACUGCGCACCGCCUCACCCGUCUGACACCCGCCUGUCAGCGCUCUGUUAUAAGCUCUCAUUCGCUGCUUUUAACAGGAGUUGUAAUAUUAAAGGCCUUAAAUGAAGGAUUCUAAAAUGUCUUUAGUGGCUUUCCACCAUCUCAUGUAAACUCAGGGCAUGAUAUUCUUAAGACAAAGCAUUUGUUAAAGAUCUUGAAGAUUCAUCUUUCAUUUUACUCGUGCGUAUUUUACCCAGUGCUUUAAUGCACCAUCGCCUAGUACUUUCAAGGCUCAAAUGUUGAUCCUAAAACAAAUGAACGUGGUUGGGACCAUGACCACCUGGCUAUUUACGAUGUAUCAGCUCAUCGAGCUGUUUACCUUCCAGCUGACAGUAACGAACCCACACUGUCUUACUACGUAAAGAGAGAGACAUCAUCUUUGUCCUAAUGUUUGUGAUACUGUGAACAACCAGCAAUGAACUGCUGGCACAGCUGGUCAGAUGAAGGGGCCGCUUGGUGAAACAUUGUGGUUGCCCUGAUGACAUUCCAGAGCGUUUAUGGUUCACAGCGCUUCAUCCAAGCCGCUGCCUUAGCGUCGCUCCCAUCGGGAUGUUUAAGACUGCAGGAAGCCAGUAAGCCGACCAAAGUCCAACUAGAGCCUUCCAGUGCCACUCCUCCACUAUGCAAAAGUCAGUCAUGACACACUGAACAAAAGUAAGGCGUUGUUGUAUAAAAAAUGUUAUAGACAUGAAGGUUUGGAUCUGAAAGUUAGUGUUUUAUUUGUCAAAAUCAAUAAGAAUUGCUCCUCUUCAUCACCCCUUUAGUCUUAUUGUCAACUCACAGAGGUAAUAUUACCAGUUAACAGACCGGUAAUAUUACCAUGAGAUUUACUAAAAGUAUUGAUUUGUGUCCUUGUUUACAUGUAAACAAUUCUGUUGCACAUUAUGUGGCUCUAUGUGCUUUAUUGUAUUUGUGCUCUUUGGUUGUACAGAACUGAAAAUUGGCAUUGAUUUGAUGGCAAAUUGAUAGCAUUGGUGCUAUCACAGGGCAGUGUGUGUCAAAAAAUCCUUUUGGAUGUACAGUUUCCUACACUAUAUUAUUGCAAUAGUUGUUGCUUAGCCAUCAAGUGUAUUCAUUCACUGAAUAAUUGAUGCCCACUAUGGGUAACUUUUAAAAGCGUCAAUAAAACUACAAUGUUUUUCCA